AACAAUUGCUUUCUCUCUCACUCUCAGUCUAGGGGUCAAAGAACACACUUUAGUUCCGGUUUCAGAACUUCAACAUUGGAUUUCACCGUCAAAGAAUAAUUGAAAAGGAGCAGAAUCAAAUCAAUCCUAUUUGUUGAACAACAAUGAGUGCAGUUCAGAUUUGUCUAAACCAUUCAAUUUCUCAAUCACCUUACAAACUAAGUCAAUUUUUCAAUUUGGAGAGAGAGAACAAUUUGGUUAGAGGAAGAUCAGUUAUUCGGACUAAUUUCCGGAGGGAUGUUGUGACUGCAUGUCUUAAUGUGGAUGUUAGUGCAGCUAAAGCUGGGAAGAUAGCAUCAGAGAAGACGAAGGAACUGAUUGAGAUGGAAGGGAAGUUUUUGGUGGGGACAUAUGCAAGAGUACCAGUAGUGCUCGAGAGAGGGAAAGGUUGUAAGGUGUAUGAUGUUGAAGGGAGAGAAUAUUUAGAUUUCAGUGCCGGCAUUGCUGUCAAUGCACUAGGACAUGGUGAUGCCGAUUGGUUGAAAGCUGUUGUAGAUCAAGCUAGUACUCUUACUCAUACCAGCAAUGUUUUCUACUCAAUACCUCAGGUAGAACUUGCAAAGCGUCUAGUGGCUUCUUCUUUUGCGGAUCGUGUAUUUUUUGCAAAUUCUGGAACUGAAGCAAAUGAGGCAGCUAUUAAAUUUGCAAGAAAGUAUCAGAGACACACAACAGCUAAUGAAAAAUUACCAGCAACAGAGUUCAUAGCUUUUAGUAAUUGUUUCCAUGGUAGAACCUUGGGUGCACUUGCUUUGACGAGUAAAGAGCAAUACAGAAUACCUUUCGAACCUGUUAUGCCUGGAGUAAACUUUAUAGAGUAUGGAAAUGUGCAGGCUUCUAUAGAAUUGAUUAAGCAAGGAAAGAUUGCUGCAGUUUUUGUUGAACCUAUCCAAGGAGAAGGUGGAAUUUACAGUGCUACGAAAGAAUUUCUACAAUCUCUUCGUAAUGCUUGUGAUGAAGCUGGGACACUUCUCGUGUUUGAUGAGGUUCAAUGCGGUUUAGGACGAUCAGGGUUUCUUUGGGCUCACGAGGCAUACGGUGUCUUCCCAGAUAUGAUGACACUUGCGAAGCCUCUUGCUGGAGGCCUACCUAUUGGGGCAGUACUAGUGACAGAGAGAGUUGCUUCUUCCAUAAACUACGGAGACCACGGAAGCACUUUUGCAGGAAAUCCUCUUGUUUGUAAUGCUGCUCUCGCUGUUUUGGAUAAAAUAUCAAAACCUGAUUUCCUGUCUUCAGUAUCUAACAAAGGACUCUACUUCAAAGAAUUACUUAAGCAGAAGCUUGGUCGAAACCGACACGUGAAAGAAAUCCGCAGUCUUGGACUAAUUAUAGGAAUUGAUUUAGAUGUACCUGCUUCACCGCUCGUAGAUGCGUGUCGAAAUUCCGGUCUUUUAGUAUUAACUGCCGGGAAGGGAAAUGUCGUCAGGCUUGUUCCACCGUUGAUCAUAACGGAGAAGGAGCUUGAACAAGCUGCCGAAAUUCUGUGCCAAAAUUUACCAGCUCUUGAUGAGAGUAAUCAAAACUAGGUAAGAAUAUUGUAGUGUAUCUUGAGCAACUUCUGUAUCUUGUUUCUUGAAUAAUAAUGCAUGGCAGAUCAUAGUGUAUUCACUUUGUCACAGUUAUCUGUGGCGUUUUGGUCAUAUCUUAACAAUGAAUUUGUGUUCUAUUGUGACAUUAUCAGUAUAAUUUAUUUAAGUUCUCUUCUUUUUGUA
Trifolium pratense (red clover) is the source of this 1748-nucleotide messenger RNA. Its product is annotated as acetylornithine aminotransferase, mitochondrial-like. Gene Ontology annotation, molecular function: identical protein binding; transaminase activity; pyridoxal phosphate binding. Gene Ontology annotation, cellular component: chloroplast stroma. Bases 144 to 1562 code for a protein of 472 amino acids. Lineage: Eukaryota; Viridiplantae; Streptophyta; Magnoliopsida; Fabales; Fabaceae. The record is from RefSeq and is a predicted model, not a curated record. Gene Ontology annotation, biological process: arginine metabolic process. The transcript has 4 exons.